UGUACAUCGACGUCAACGAGGACGACCAGCCCUUGACGUUGGACAUCAGGCUGCCGAAUAGCUUGCAGCCGCGUAUGUGGGAGAUCCGGAUCAUUCAGCUGGCUUUCGAGCAGCGUGCACCGUCUGGCUGUCUGCAGUAUUUUCAGGGGGCAAACGGCACCCUGAAAACGCUCAACUAUUUGUCGAACGGUAGAUUCCUCGCCGACCAGGAUUAUCUGCUUUGCAUCCGCCAAGAGAGGGGAAUGUGCGGAAUUUCCUACGCACCUUGCACCAGGGACUCAUUUCGAAUAGGUCCUUCGAGAAUGCUGAUCGGCGACGCGAACGGCACCAACGCGAACGCGUCGUCUCUCGUCGUCGCCGAAUCAUCGGUCGGUAACGCGACGGGAAACGCGACCGGAUUCGCGUUCGGGCAAAAUCCUGCGAACAACGCGGCUUCCGUGAAUAAUACUGACGCGGAUAUCGAAGGAUCAGGAACGAAUCCCAUCGACCAGGACACCGGUACCUCGAUGAACGUAUCGAAUCUCAUGGAGGCAGGCAUGGAUUCGAAUGUAUCGCCUUACGGACGAGAACGGUGCAGAAACAGGGUGCUCAUCCCUUGCGACUUUGAGGAAUUUAUUACGGUAAUAUUUCUGUUUAUUCGCAGCAGCGGUAGUAAAUAUCGGGCGUGGAAGUCGAAAUUUUGCUUUAUUUUCUACGGGAUCAUGCGAGGUUGUAUUCUUUGAAGUUCUGACAUUUCUCGAGAUGUACAGAGUUUGUUGUCCCGUGUUAACCGUCGCGAGCUGUUUCCUCGUUUUCGUCGGUAUCGUUGUGUAACGUUGACUUGAAGUUAUUGUUCGCGAAGUACAGUAUGCAUUGCGUCUUAUGACUAAACUUCGGACGUUUAUGCGAAUGCAUAUGUUUGUAGGGAAGGGAUAAAUUUAUAGGACUCGGGCAGAUAUUUGUUUUAGCACUAGAGGUUUCCAGAAAAUAUAACUUCUUUUUACUUA
This is a messenger RNA of Megalopta genalis, 986 nucleotides long. The record is from RefSeq and is a predicted model, not a curated record. Lineage: Eukaryota; Metazoa; Arthropoda; Insecta; Hymenoptera; Halictidae.